AUGGCUGUCACCCAGUGGGCUGGCCUCGCUGGCCUCUGCUCACCAAACGCCCCCUGGAAGUCUGGCCCAUCCUCAGUUGGUAGGAAAGGUCUGGACAGACAGGAAGGAGAAAUCAGGGAGGAUCCUGUUCCCAAGGGCGUCCAGGGCCCCAGUCAGCAGAAGGCGCCUGGUCAGGACAGACUGGCUGAGAGGAGACCCGGGAGGACAGGAAGCACGGAAGGAACCAGAGCGGCCCAGAGCAGAGGAGGCGGCCUCCGAGGAGCAGGAGCCUCCGGGCCACGUUCAAGCACAAGCGUGGCCCCAGCAGUGGCGUGGGAGGCCCCAGCCUCCACCCCACGACCCCCACCUGGAGGCUCAGCCAGGCAGCGGCACCUGGGCCACCUGCUCCAUCUGCAGAGGCUGCUCCGCCCUCUCCCCCUGCUGCCCCCAACACUCCAGGCUGCAGGUCUGCCGCCGCCACCGCGGCUGUGCGGCCCGCGCCCCGCCCGACCCGAGUCCCCGCCGCGGGCGCCUCCCCGCGCCCGGCUCGGCCACCACGCCUCGGCGCCCCGCCGGGCUCCCCACUUCCUCAAGCUGCGCCCCGAGCGCGGCUGCGGGAGCGCGCUGCCCGCGGGGCUGCGCCAGGGCUCACGACAGCCUCCGCCCGGCCCCGCGCCCCUCCGCCUCGCCUUCCCCGGCCCGGCCUCCCGCCCUCCCGCCCGCGGGCAGCGCGGUGCCACGGGCCACGCCGGGAGGCUGGAACCUGAGCCCUGCGGUGGCCCUGGUCCCCGCCCCAGCUGCUACCUGCGCCACCCGCGAGGCCGGCGCCCGGGGAGGCGGCGCGGGCGCUCGCAGCGCGGCGCCGGACAGACGGAGCACGGCCAGGCCUCAGUCCCCGCCCGGCGCCUGGCUGCGCGCGCGCCCCCGUCCCCGCCAGGCGCGCGCGCCCCUCCCCCUCCCCAGGUCGGGCGCGCGCCGAGCCCGCCCCUCCCCCGGUCUCGCACCACCGCUGCCGCCGCCGCCUCGCGGCUGAGUCACCCGCCGCGCAGUCCGGGCGUCUGGCUCAGCACCAGUCGCUCGCGCUCGGACCCCAGCGGCUCGGGAGGGGAACUGGAGCCCCAGUCCCCGCCUCGGGAGGGUCCUCGCAGAUGCUGGUUUUAA
Messenger RNA from Sciurus carolinensis (gray squirrel), 1140 nucleotides. RefSeq names its product proline-rich protein 2-like. The record is from RefSeq and is a predicted model, not a curated record. The coding region runs from base 1 to 1140 and encodes 379 amino acids. Lineage: Eukaryota; Metazoa; Chordata; Mammalia; Rodentia; Sciuridae. The transcript has 2 exons.